AUGGCGUUCCCGUUGGAAGCGAUGCAGGUGCUCUCGACGUUGCAGAGCAUACACGACAACGGGUCCCAGCUGCUGCCCCCGAUCACCUUCCUGAUGGCCCGCCACCUCCACGGCGCCCUCGACCCCCACCCUCGGGCCGUCACCAACAACACCCGCAAGAAGAAGCGACGGCUGCGGCCCCCGCCGCCCCAGGCACCGCCGCCGCCAGAGCCUACGGCUACCAAAGGGAAACUGGCCCCUCUGGACACCGAGAACUCGGUGCUGACCAUUGAAGACGUCCCCAUCCUCGCUGACCAAUACACUAUAGACGAGCGCCAGCAGCGUCCGGGGCUGGCCGAGGGCGAAAAGCUGGGCAAGUUCGCCAUUCCUAAGUUCUUUAAAGGCCGUACCGACGACACUGACAGUGAUAGUGACAUCGACGACGGCGAGAUCAAGAUUCUCCCCGGGAUCGGCGACGAGAACACCGAUGACGACGGCGACCUCACCGAGAAGGAUACGCUGAUGGCGGUACCUUAUUUCGGCACCGACGAGUCGUCUCACCCGCCCGCAGAGCCGCGUCCCCGUCGCAGCCGCCGCCGCAUGCUGGACUUGCUGGCGUUGCUGGCCAACCUGGACUUCGGGGUGUGGGUCGACAAGAACGGCAACCCCGUGCGUAAAAUCGACUCCAACGAUGCGUUAGACGAAGACCUGGGCAUCACCGAGGACUCAAUGGACGAUGACGACUCGAUGGUGCUGCUGGAUCUGGCAUUCACCGACAUCGACGCCCUGCUGAUGAUGCUGCUGCUGGCCCUCCCCGAGCUGUUUAUCGGCGACCUGGGGGCGUUUGACUUCGGUAAGCAGAAGAAGAAACCGUUUAGUGAUACCUAUCUGAGGACGCUGACACUAUCUCGGCCUCAUCAACCUAGUUACAGUGCUAAAACCGUCCACCGGGAGCGGCUGACCGCAUCAUUACGCAAACCUACUCUCCAUUUUGAAAAAGUGGACGUAAAGGCACCGCUGACGCUUCUGUCCCUUAGCAGUAUCAUCCACGCUAAGUUGAGUGCCAACACCUCCAAUCCGCUCAAUUACUACGCGUUUGUCAAUUCUGGCGACGGUAACAAAAUGGCCACCAUCGGUAUCUUCAUUCCGCCGCAAGAGAAUGUUGUGCUUACGAUUGAAGCCAAUGAGAACGUGGCAGUGGCCGAUUGCAUCGGCUACGUUUUGCUUAAGUUGACGGAAAAGGGUGAGAAGCUCUCGCUGAUCAACCCCAACCAUUGGCAGCUUGAGCUUGUUGAUGAGGAUGGCGAGGAAUACGGUGCGUUUGGCUUGCUUAACCGGACGAAAGCCCUCGCUUCCUACAACAACCCGCCGUACUUGGGGCUUAAGCCGGUGUUAUCGGAGGCUGACCGACAGAAGAACGAUCAGGCGACGCCGCUCGCGAUGGAGUUCAAGAACAACCUAGCCGCCAUCGAGCUGCGCAAAACGUCAAUGGUGAAUAUGGGUGCUGAUGAGCAUCUGCGCUCAGUAUUGCGGGUGCUCGUCGAGAACGAUCUCAAAUUCAUCUACGUGCAUCCCGAAGAUACCUUGGGAGCGGUGCUCCAGCAAUACUGCGCCCGCGAAGGCCUAGACUAUAACAAGUACAAGUUCCGAGAGAUCGACAUGCCGGCCAUGCCCAAUAAGGUCGCCAGUUUGUUGCUGCCGGUGCACCACGAAGCGGCGCUGACGGGACGAUAUUUUGGCGACGACGACCGGGUGGCGGACGUUGCGCAAAACGCCGUGGAGUUGGUUUUAGUGGGCCGGAACAACUACAACCUGCAAAUUACGCCGGGGCUGUACAUGCACCUUACUCCCGCCGCAUCCGAACUCCGAGACAAGCUCAAUAGCACCGCGGUUACCCCGGUAGCCGCCCAGCGGAAACGUCAUUCGACAGCUCCCAGCCACCGCAAAACGAGCACAAAGUACUCGCUUGACGAUUUUUUCAAGCAGACGGAGCUGUCAAACUUGCUGGGGGCGUUAUGGUACAAAUGGCGGGUAUGGCGGAAAAAGCCGACGAUGCUUAACAAAAUCGAAAAGCUGUUGAUCGUCGACGGAGAUUACAUCCACUUGGCGCCUCUGGAAGAACACCAAGACCACAUGUUUCUCCCCGGCCACGACCACCACCAUCUUAGCCACUACAACUACUCCAAGUUCUACAAACAGAUGCUGGAAAAGACGCUGUCGUUCCAUGUGGCGCAUUUGCUUAAGGUUAAACAAAACGCAAAGCUGCCCAGCCACCUCAAAAUAGUGGUGAAGAAAGUCAGCAAGGACGAAACCAAAGACAUCAAAAAGAAGUAUUUUUUGGAGGCGGAAUCCGAGCUGCAGUGCAAAGACAUCAUUGACAAAUUGCAUUACGCCCAGCAAAUGUACUCGCUCUCUCAGAUGAAUGGAUAG
Molecule: messenger RNA, 2409 nt
Organism: Diutina rugosa
Lineage: Eukaryota; Fungi; Ascomycota; Pichiomycetes; Serinales; Debaryomycetaceae
Exons: 1
Coding region: 1-2409 (802 amino acids)
Biological process (GO): TORC2 signaling
Cellular component (GO): TORC2 complex; cytoplasm; plasma membrane
Molecular function (GO): phosphatidylinositol-4,5-bisphosphate binding
Source: RefSeq, a predicted model, not a curated record